AGUGUGAACACCAUAAAUUUUGAAUGGGUUCCCAAGACAAUAAAAGACAGAAGAUCACACAUUUAGCCAUGUGGUUUAAUUGGUUCAAAAUGUUUACCAUUGGUUUCUUUCAGAUCCGGACCAAGUUGGUGGCACCUGGUGGGGAAGCUUUGGGUGGUGUUAUUGGUGCUUUCCAAUACAUGAUUCGGACUGAAGGCUUCUUUUCUCUCUACAAGGGUUUGGUACCGUCAAUUAUAAGUAUGGCUCCUUCUGGUGCAGUUUUUUAUGGUGUAUAUGAUAUACUCAAAUCAGCUUAUUUGCAUUCACCCAAAGGAAGGAAGCGAAUCCAGAAUUUGCACAAACAGGGUAAGGAAUUGAGUGCAUUGGAUCAGCUUGAAUUAGGACCAGUAAGGACGCUGUUGUAUGGUGCUAUUGCCGGUGCUUGUGCAGAAGCUGCUACAUAUCCAUUCGAAGUUGUAAGGAGGCAGCUUCAAUUGCAAGUCCAGUCUACCCGUUUAAGUUCUUUUGCGACUUGUGCCAAAAUAGUGGAACAUGGAGGCAUUCAAGCUCUGUAUGCAGGACUUAUUCCCAGCUUACUCCAGGCAUGUCAAUUUACUUCCUUGCAUACUCAAUUUACUUAUAUUUUACUCUAUGCACUAUAUUUAUCCAUUUAGAACCCAGUGAAUUUCAGUUGCUAUACCAGUCCCUGAUCUGUUCAAAUUUAUGGUUUACUACGUAGAAAUUACCUUUUUAAUGUAGAGAAUAUAGGUUCAUAAUUCAUGCAGGAUACUGUCUCCGUUAAUUCACCUAAUUAAAUUUUCAUUUUACAUCCUAACGUGUAGCAAUCAUUAGGUGGCACUGCUUGUAAAUGGUCUUUCUGUAAUUCGCUUAAGGUUGCAUUGUCUUGUUUAUGAAAUGUUUCAAUUACCCAUAUUUGGAUUGUUAUCUUGGUGAUGAUAGUAUGUUAUCACUUA
Molecule: messenger RNA, 953 nt
Organism: Arachis duranensis
Lineage: Eukaryota; Viridiplantae; Streptophyta; Magnoliopsida; Fabales; Fabaceae
Product: probable mitochondrial adenine nucleotide transporter BTL3
Exons: 1
Coding region: 24-653 (209 amino acids)
Biological process (GO): transmembrane transport
Source: RefSeq, a predicted model, not a curated record